AAACUGUGCAGUGACAAUAGCAGAUACAUAUUCGCUGCAACUGUUUUACCGUGUUACUGAAGCCAUUUCUAUAAUCAUGCAGGAUGCUGUUUUCAUGCUGUAAAAACAACGUCUACAAAAACAAAAGGACUACAUACUGUGAUAUGUGGUAUGCAAGCGACGCCUAAUUAUGAUAGUUAUAGACGAAGUACGGAUAGAAUAUUCUGCAGAACUAUAGAAACUUUAUUUGUUGGUAGCAGAAAUCCCAUUCCGAUUGCUAUCAGUGGCAGUACUUUUUUACACAAAAAAUUAGCGCGCUCAGCAAUUUGGCCGACGUGGACAAUCAUUGCGCAACGCCCAUGAACAUGAUGCGUGCAUAAUGGAGUAACCUCGUUUUUGCCGGUGUAUAAUUGCGAUCAGCCGAAGAUCGAACAGGCUGUUUCCGGGACAACAAAUUGUUGACCUAUUAGAGAUGGAAUACUAGCUUGCAAGUGAGUACUGCGCACAUGCCAAUUGUCACGCAGCACCAGAACCAAAUCUCCAUAAUUCCUUUCCGAUCGAAUUCCGGUUUUGUAGUUCACAGACUUGCUGAAAAUUCCCAGUCAUGUCGGCAGACGAUCCAAGGGACAUGGUUGUUGACGCUGAGGAAAGUAUUCAAGUAAAGUAUAAAGUAUCUGACGGCAAUCAUCUCCUGCUGGACAUUCCGCCGGUCAAGACUAAAAUUUGCGAAGAGCACACAUCUGCAACAUGGGAUGGUCAGGUGGACUAUAACACUCAAGAGCAUUCCACGUUUUGGGACACAUGCAAAGAUUACGGCAUCCGGCUGUAUCAUUCCUCUCUGCUCUGCUUCCUGUUUAUAACGUCUGCAUAUGGAUUGUUGUCGUUCUCGAUACAUAUCUAUAGCCUCCGGGUACCCAGAAACGAUCUGGGAGUGGCGUGGAUUGAGAACUCCCAACAGGGCCAAAACGUCUUAGCAUUUACUGCUGAAUUCAGCUUGGCCAAUGAUAGUGACCGCAUUCUUCGCUUGUUUAAAUCUAAUACGAAAGGAAUGGGAUUAGGAUUUAUUAAGAACACUUCCGGCACGCCCACCAUGCGUAUUGUUCUGAAGUUGUACCCUAACGCCGAUGACAGUAAAGAUCGGCCAGCUCACCAGAACGACACUGCCAUCAAAGACGACAACCGCACCAAAAGAAGCAUCCGCGACAACGACCUGCCUUUAUCGCUAGACUGGGAACAAUUUGCAGCCUAUGAAGACGAUUAUCCGGUUCGUUUGGAUGUUCAUCUUGAAAACUACACCACGUCGGAUUCAGACAAUACGACAGAUUUGGUAGAAGAACAGGAGCUUGAAACGGUUAAAAAUGAAAAUAUUGAUAUCCCAAGUACAUUUGAUCCGUACGCUGAAAAAUGUCGGCAGUAUUGGAAUGAUUUCCAACAGACCCAGAUAUUCGCGGCUGCUAAUCGAGAACUGCAAAAAAUUCAAAAAGGACUGGAAGCUGUUUUGUCAGGAGCUGAAAACGCAGAACUGGAUAUGAAAGAUGAUCCACCGAUAGAUCAAACAAAGCGGGAUCAAAUAGUCGUACGACAAGCGAUAUAUGAGCUUUUGAAAAGAUUUGGCGGAAAAACUGAAAGUGCUUUCCACAAAAUACGUCAGCGCAAUAACCAUUAAACGGCCACAAUUUAAGCUACCUACAAGAUCUCAAGAUUCCUCUUUACUGUGACCCGUUAAAGGAAUUCUUAUAAAUUUUGGUAGAGUAUAUAUUUUAUUGUUAUUGUUGUUUGUUGAUCAUUCUUAAAUUUGCCUUCUGCAUAAUUAUUGUAUAACUAUCUCGUACGUCUUGUUCGUACCGCUACUUCAAUGAAGUAAACUCGCUUGCGUCCGUAA
Messenger RNA from Paramacrobiotus metropolitanus, 1861 nucleotides. RefSeq lists its product as uncharacterized. NCBI's taxonomy places the organism in Eukaryota, Metazoa, Tardigrada, Eutardigrada, Parachela, Macrobiotidae. The coding region runs from base 584 to 1645 and encodes 353 amino acids. The record is from RefSeq and is a predicted model, not a curated record. The transcript has 5 exons.